AUGCUACAAGCUCUCGCCAUUCCACCAAACAUAUUCAUCGCCCACCGAUAUCUAAACUAUAUCUUUCAAUUCUGGCUUCACUCGAACGCAGUUCCUUACCUCGGUCCACUUGAGUACUUCCUCAACACUCCGUCUAGCCACCGAGUUCAUCAUGGCAGAAACCCUUACUGCAUCGACAGGAACUAUGGAGCUGUCUUGAUUAUUUGGGACAGGUGA
Molecule: messenger RNA, 216 nt
Organism: Cooperia oncophora
Lineage: Eukaryota; Metazoa; Nematoda; Chromadorea; Rhabditida; Trichostrongylidae
Source: the annotation of a GenBank genome assembly